Molecule: messenger RNA, 4920 nt
Organism: Drosophila takahashii
Lineage: Eukaryota; Metazoa; Arthropoda; Insecta; Diptera; Drosophilidae
Gene: wde
Product: Fibronectin-III type domain-containing protein windei
Biological process (GO): regulation of DNA-templated transcription
Cellular component (GO): nucleus; transcription regulator complex
Molecular function (GO): protein binding; transcription coregulator activity
Source: RefSeq, a predicted model, not a curated record
GUCCGAUUUUAGUCUGUGUUUCAUUCUUCAUCGUUUAAGGGCAUCGGAAGCGGAUUUGCCUGCAAAUUGUAAACAAAUCACAAAAAAACUGUUAAAUUCAUUCAAAUCAUUGACAAUUGACAGUUGUAGACGUGGGUUAUGUCAUAUUCCAAUAUUUUUCGUGACUACAUCAGUUAAUAAACGAGUUUAUCGAGUCGUAGGAAGCAGUUCAAUGAUUUCGGAAUAGUUUGAUUAAUACAAAAAUAUAAAAAUGAUGGAAGUAAGCCAGAAAAUGGAUCUGAAGGAACUCUCCACAGAGGGCGCUUUAAUGCGAACUCUGUCAUCAGACCUCGCCAGUGAAGUAGAACCCCUCUCCACCCCUGCAAUGGUCAACGAAUCGAGCCGAACGUCCGGGGAUGAAGAUGACCUAUGUGAGUUGCCCAAUGGAGUCGAUAACUCCGAUAGCAAAUCGAUAAGUCGAUCGGAACAGGAACGCAAUGCGGGAAGUGAUUUGGAUGCCCUGCUGGACAAGAUUAGCUCCAUUGUAGACUCUAGUCCCAGGAAUUCCGAUGAUCUGGAGGCAUUCGAUAAGAACGAUGAAAGCGACUCUGCGUCAACGAAGGAGAAACAACCAGCUGCUGAGACGGAUGAAAAGCAGGCUGAGCAAAAAGAAGAAGAGGUAGAAGAAGGAGAGGUAUCGGAAUCAAUAGAAAGUAAAGUGCGCGUGGAGCCGGAUUCCGAGCUUGAGACUGAGGAGAAAGCCAAAGUGGAGAGCAUCGAAGAAUCCACUCCAGCUAAAGAAUCCACAGAGCAAAUCGCUGAUUUGGCUGAGCUGGACGAAGAAAGCAUUGGAAAAGUAACAGACGGCAAAGAGAAAUCGGAAGAAAAAGAAGAGGCCAAACCACAUGCUGUGAAUAACGAUGAAGGAGUCCGGGCAAAAGUAAACACCUCCACGGAUGAUGUGUUUAUGGAUGCGCUAGACAGUAUUUCCAGUUCCGAUGAGUUUGACGCCAUCGCUUCCCACGACUCCAAGAAGGCCAAGCUAAUCAAAGAUCUCGACACCGAGGAUAAACAAGCUGCCAACGAUCUCGAAGAGAUUUCGUCCGAUGAUGAUGAUAUCCUUAAGGACGAGAAAGUUGAUAAACCAGAGAAACCCAAGGCGGACAUCAUAGAUUUAGACUCGUCGGACGAGUGUGUGGUAUGCGAAACGCCAACGGAGGUCGAGGAGUCGGUUGCCGAAGGAGAAGAUACCAGCGGAGUUACUAUUGAGAAAGGCUCAACGCAGGACACAAAGACUGUUGAAGAGGAUAUCUCAGAAGAUGAGCCUGUUCAAACUAACGAAGGAGAAGAAAAGUUGACAGAAGUUGAUAGACCCACGGAGUCGGCGUCAAUUGAAGACGAGGAGCAGAAGGUAACCGAAGAGGCAGAAGACUCACUGCUAUUCGAGGCCGAUGAGCCCAUGUUAGUCGAGGAGCAAGAAGAGUCCAAUAAAGCAGAAGAACUGCCAGAGGACAAGCAAACAGAAGAGCCCAAAAAGGCCAAGGAAGCGGAAGAACCGGAAGAGGUCAAGGAAACAGAAGAGUCAGGGGACGUUGGGGAAACGGAGGACAUUGGAAAGGUAACAGAGAAGGGGGAAGAAGCCAAAGUAACAGAAGAGGCCGAGGUGACAGAAACGUCGGAAGAGCUGCCAGAAAAGGAAGCAAAAAAACCCGAAGACGAAAAGGAUCUAGAAGAGCUAGAAGAGGCCAAGCCAACAGAAGAGCCCAUGGUAGUCGAGCCCGAAGAAUCAGAAACGGAUUCCAAAAAGGCGAGCCAAAUGGAGGUGGAGUUUCGAACUCAAACCCAGGAAAUGAACGACACCACGAUAGACGAUUUGCUAAUGGAGGCGGACACUGAAGCCGUUGGUAGCAAGAAAGAUAAAGUACCAGAUAAUGAACCCAUGGUUAUAUCAGAAAAUGAUAAGGAACCCAAGGUAAAUGGCACAUGCGAAGAGCCAUCCGAUGACCAUAAAAAGGAUUUGGCUACUGAGAAACAGGCUGUUGAAAAGGAAGCCAAAGAGACGGAGUCCGAUGACGAAGUAAUUUUCUUUGAGCCCCUCGAUAAGACCGAAAAGGGUACGAGUGCCGCAGAGUCAACGAAUGAAGAGCCCGAAAAACCUCAAGCGAAGGACGACGAAGUUGUCCUUGUCUCCGAGGAUGAGGACGAAGAACCGCAGGGAAAGGAAAUUGAAAAGGAAGUCCUUCAAAGUUCCGCGAAGGAAGCGUCUACCAAAGGACUUGCCAAUGAUUCCACGGCAGAAUCAAUUGGAGACAAGGACCUGCAAAUGGACAAUUCCGACAAUGCGUGCGAUCAGUUUGAGAAACUGAAGACCCACAACAAGGUUAAGUCCACUGCCAUGGAGGAUGGAAACAGUAAUUCCAGUAAUCUGUUGCGGCCCGCCGAGGACUCCGAGGAGUCGGCAGCGAAACGGGUGCGCCUCAGCACCGAUGAGAAAAUGGACCCAGAACUGGAGACUGAACUAGAAACACCCCCAAAGCCCAUCGGCGCGGAGGAAGACAAGAAGGACAUUACCAAGCGGAGCCAUGAUCACCUGGAUAACACUCCGGACCGGGAGGGGGAGAUUCCCAAUAAGAAACCUAAGACUGAAGACCUGGAAUCGAACAGCUCUAGCGAUGGCACGCUCCAAAUCGAUAUGGGUGGCCAGGAUGACAAGGUGGAGAUAAAGAAAGCAGAGGACGAAGAGAAACCCAAGCCAGCGCUCAAGCCUGCCCCGGAAAUUAAAAAGGAUGUUAAGCCGCUGCGCUUGGAGUUCUUCAAGGCAUUCCGCCGCAGCAUCGACACAAUGUCCCGCGAUGAUCUCGAGGAGCUGGUGCUGCAGAAGGUCGUCGAGGCGAUGCUGGUCAAAAGUGACUUCGCCGAAAUCCGUAUGCAGCUGGAUAAAUGCGAGAACACCCUGACCACGUACCGUCGCAAGAUUGCCGAGGUUUCAAAGCAGUUCCUCGACUUGGAGACGGUGCACAAGCGGGUGCUCAAGGAUCUGGAGGCCAAGAAUUCGCACUUCACUGCUCCUGUGCGAAUAACGCGAGCGGUUGGCCUUCAGGUGGGCAUUCCGUUCAAGGCCAUGAAGCCCACGGUCGCUGCUCCGGAUCAGCCGCAUGCUGCAGGCAGUAUGUUGGCGCCGCCCAGCGGAACACCUCCCAAGGCCAGCACAUCUCCGAUGCGCUCGCCCAUGCGAGCCAGGCCGCCACCACCUGCCUUCGGACCCUCCUCAAGCUCAGCCGGUGCGGGUCCGGUCACUCCGAGUCCCAAUUCCCAGCAGCAGCCAGCGCGUUCCACCGCCAACUCAUCUCAAUCCCCGGCAGCAGCGACCACGCCCACGCCCCCUGUUCGCAGGGGCUGCCUGCAGAAGGUCACGCCCCAGCGACCGGGACCCGGUAACAUCCUGCCCGUGCCACAGAUCAACAAUCAGGCCAACGUUCACCGCCUGCAGACCUCACCGCCCAGUGGCCAGAGGACCAUGCACGCCUCCAAGCACACCGGAACCACUGCCUCCAUGGCGGCUUCGGUGGCCAAGGCCGCCAUGCGGAACCGGAACUCUGCCCCCGCCUACGUGUCCCAGAAACAGCAGCAACAGCAGCAGCAACAACAGCAGCAGCAGCAGCAGCAACAGUACCAAACACCUCGUCCUGGUCCUGGUUCCACGCCAAGUGCGACUCCGACCAAACAGGCUCCCAAGUGCACAACGAAAGUGCGCGCCCAGCAGCAGCCGCCGCUUUCUGGGGCCACGGUCUCUGUGCCAAUGUCAUCUGCCGGCGGCAGUGGAGCGGGAACUGUGGGCUAUGGCCAGCAGCAGCAGCCCAGCUUGGCGCCGGCCAAGCCCAAGGAUAAGGCGGUCAUCGACCUGACAGACGAGGAUGAUGCAGCGGCGGCGGCCGCCGCGAAGGCUGUGCAGGCACAAAUUGAGGCGAACGCUCGUCUGCGCCAGGCAUCCAAUGCGGCGGUCAAGCGGAAUGCUCAGGCUGCAGCGGCGACGAGAGGAGGUCGUGGAGGCGCCAGUGUGGUGCGAGCGUCUCCAAUGCAAUUGGGACGCGUUAAUGCCCGACAAAUUGUCCAGAAUAAUGGAGGAGGUCAGCGAAGUUCCCUAGGCUCAAACGUAACCAUGCAGAUCCGCUCGGAGAAUACCCCGCCGGCUGCCUCUCGUUUGAGAUACUCUCAUCCUGCUCCGUUGCCCUCGUCUCCUGCCCAGCCAUUCAAUCCCGCCUGGAAAGUGCCUCCUUCUCGCCCCGUAAUCCGGAUCAAUCUGCUGGACACCGGCAUCGUCAUCUCCUGGACGCUCGAAGAUACUAGCCCGCGGUUCGCCGACUGUGUAACAUACCAGAUCUAUGCGUACCAAGAGACGAUCCACGAGCCAAGUACGGACAGUUGGCGGCACGUGGGCGAUGUCAAUGCAAUGCUGCUGCCCAUGGCCGUAACGCUAAAUCAGUUCCAGGAAAACCAGCGGUAUUAUUUCGCGGUGAGGGGCGUAGACAAGCACCAGCGAUUCGGACCGUUCAGUGUUCCCAAGACAUGGUCGUAAAUGGAUUUCGGUGCCCAUUGGCCUGGCCUCUUCCUUAGGUGUAGACUGUAGCUUUAGUGACCCACAUGUAAUUUAUUUAUGCUUUUAUAACGUAUUAGUUUCGAUAGCGACAGUACUUCGUCUCUCGAAAUUAUCCUGAAUUAUGAGUUUAGUUUUAAGUUUUAAAGAGAUUUUCGAAGGAAUUCUUAAAGGAAAUAAAUAAUUACGUCAAGCAGCCAGUCCUCUGCAGCUAAGAGUCAGUCAGUAACGAAAAAACACAAUUGUAUUUUCUUCACAUUAGUUUUUCACUAUUAAUUAAGUUUAAAACUUACAAGAAACAAUAUACAACAUUGAAUAAACAUCAAAUGCGGAAAAUAUUGAUUGUA